Messenger RNA from Cuscuta campestris, 2477 nucleotides. NCBI's taxonomy places the organism in Eukaryota, Viridiplantae, Streptophyta, Magnoliopsida, Solanales, Convolvulaceae. The record is from the annotation of a GenBank genome assembly.
AGAGCUGCAUAAUAGAAGUAAUAAAAGUCUCAUAAAUAUUGAAUAUUUUGAGAUGAUAGUUAUUAUAGACAAAUCCUUAUUGUUUAAGGUGUCACUAUUAAUGUUUAAGAUACCAGUGGAAAUGAAUAUUACAUGGCACUUGAUCGAGAUUUUUUUAUUCACGUAAACCAGAAGUUUAUUGAACUAAUUUUUUUUAUUUUAAACAUAACCAAUUAAAUUAUCACGAUUUAGUUUGUGAUGUGAAAAAAAAAACAUUAAGAACUCAAGUGAGUACUAUUUGAAGGACUAGAAGUUUCUGUUAUUACUAGGACCAGAAGAUCCUAUAGUCUUGUUCUCAUUAGAAGAUUAUUAUGAGAUUAUUACUAAUGAAACUUGAGAUUCAUUUCAUACAUAUUUAGAAAUUGUUCAAGGAUAAUUGAUUGGGCCCAUCAACUAUUCGUGAUGACAAUUUAUAUGUUUUAUAUAAUGCAUCGUUAUAUUUGUCAUAUUUGUUGACAAUUAAUUCGUAAUCCGGAGUUUAUGAUAUUUGUCCAUAUAUUAUAUUAUGGACACAUUUUAUAGGUUAUGUUGAACAUCAUUAGUCACAAAAGAGCCUGCAGUUCUAGUUAAUAUGCAAAGUGCAUCGAAUUAGUGGCUAUACUUUGAUUAUGAGAACAAAUCAUUUUAUACUAGAUUUUGAAUCUUCAUUUAUGUGGUAAUCAUUUGGAGCGGAUGCUUAAUGGGCUUAAAUUAAGAUAAAUUAUCAAGAUACCACAAUGGUAGGUAGACACUGAGGGAAGGUUUUUGAAGGAGUUGAAUGGAAGAUAAAUUCCAUGACAUAUGCGAGAUUACAUAUAUUCUUCAAUUAAAGAAGAUGUGAACCUGAAGUUCAAGAAAGAAGAUUGUACUAAGAUAUUGCAAAUAAAGUGCUCAUUAUGAAUUUUAUGUGUCAAUUGUAAACACUUUGGUUAGAAGUGAAUUCUUGGUAUUUUCUCAACCAUAAAAAAAUGGUCUUAUUAUAAGGAACAUGUAGUUCCAACAUAUGAGAACCUGAAGUUCUCCUUCACAUUCGAAUCGAUUCAAUGGAAUUAGACCGUUAGAUUCAAAUUUGAAAUCCCCCGAUAAAUCUUCUCGUCUUCUUCCUAUCUCUACCAAUAAGAAAAACCCAAGAAAGUUGAGUUCUUGCCACCGUUUCCGAUUCACCGGAAGCCAUGAAAAACACCCCAACAACGCCGACAUCAUCAUCGACCACCGUGGAAUCUGAGGCCAGAGAGAGCUGUUAUUUCCCGGGAUGUAGGAAGGACGCCAACUGCAACUGCCGCAUAUGCAUCGCCAGCAUGAGCGCCGCCUUCGAUUUGAUGACGGAAAACGUCCAGAGAAGCACUCUCACUAAGCUCUCCGCCGUGAAAAGCCGCCACCUCCCGAGAAGCCCUGUUCGGUUCAACUCUUCCAGCUUUUCAACUCCCGAUUCCUGUUCGGGUAAAUCCGGGUCCUUUUCCUUGGAAUUGGAUCCGGGUUCCGGGUUGAGAGUUCAUGAUACAAAGAAGAUGAAGGAGAAGAGUCUAGGGUUUGGGCUUCUGAUGAUGAGGCUUCUGUUUGGAUUGGGAUUGGUUCUCUGGUUUGAAUUUGGGGUUUCUCCGGUGCUUUUUGGGAUCUUGGGUCCUGAAUUUUUGCCCGAAGUCGUUACGAAUCUGGGAGAAAAAUCUCUGGGCUUUAAUGACUUCAAGGAAAGAUUGAAUUUUUUAAAGAAUGAAAUGCAAAGCUUGGUUGAGGAAGAGGUAUCAAAUUGCAGCUCUGCUAAUUCCAUGUGGAAGGUUGAUCAGGAUGGGCUGAUUUUGAAUUCAAGAUGUACCUUGUACAAGUCCCUCACUGAGGAAGUGGCCAUUUGGGGAUGGCCACUUCAGACUGCUGGAUUUCUCACAGCAGCAUAUUGCUCAAGAUCUUUCACUCUCUUAUCAGGAAGAUUGACAGAGUGGAAGAAUGGAGAAAUGGGGUAUUCGAUUCGAAGCGUUAACAGUUCGUGGACACAAGGAAGAUGGAGUUCAUCAGCAGUUCAGCUGGAUCCCAACACAUGGAUUCUGGAAUACAGUGAGUUCCCUAUAAGGGAAAAUACAAAACUGGUUUCUGCAUUUCUUGAAUUUCUCAAGUUCAAGAUUGCAAAAGUGUUGAAAAGGUUAGAAAGAAAGUUUUGGCUUUCGUCUGUCGUCCGGCGUAGCCAUGUCCAUGAUCUCGGAGCAGGGAGUUUCAGAGUCCCAACUUAGGCCUCAUGAGAAGCUUUUUCUUCUUCUUCUUCUUCUUCUUCUUUCUUUCAAUCUUUCUUUAGCAUUGAUUUUGGUAUGGUAUAAUUUGCAUAUAUGUUAAGUGCUUCAAGUUCAACAUGAAGUUGUAUGGUACAAAAGAGUAUUUUGGAAGCAUUGAAUGUGUGUGUGUAUAAGAGACAAAUGAUGUAUAGCUAGACAUUCUUUUGGUGUUAAUUGUAAUCAAUAUUUUCUUCGAUG